This is a messenger RNA of Lucilia sericata (common green bottle fly), 660 nucleotides long. RefSeq lists its product as uncharacterized. The record is from RefSeq and is a predicted model, not a curated record. Bases 1 to 660 code for a protein of 219 amino acids. The transcript has a single exon. Gene Ontology annotation, biological process: DNA integration. Gene Ontology annotation, molecular function: nucleic acid binding. NCBI's taxonomy places the organism in Eukaryota, Metazoa, Arthropoda, Insecta, Diptera, Calliphoridae.
AUGACUCUUCAGCCAUGGCCUAUACCUUCAGAACCAUGGCAACGCCUUCAUAUAGAUUAUGCUCGACCAAUUGAAGGGCAAUAUUUUCUGGUCAUAGUUGACGCACUUUCUAAGUGGCCUGAAAUUAUAGCAACAAAAACAAUAACUACUCAACAAACAAUUCAAAUCCUUCGAGAAGUCUUUGCUCGUUUCGGUUUGCCGGAAAUUGUCGUAUCUGACAACGGAACGCAAUUUAAGAGUUCUCAAUUUGAAGAGUUUAUGCAACAAAAUGGUAUUAAGCAUAUUUGUUCCAGCCCAUACUAUCCAAUGUCAAAUGGUCAAGCCGAUACUUUUAAAAGGAUGCUUGCAAAAUCAACAGAAGAGGGCACCGUAUGCGAAAAUUUAAACACGUUUUUACAAAAUUAUCGUUCGACAACAAACCCAAAUACACCUGACAAAAAGUCACCAGCCGAAGUUUUAUUAGGCAGGAAAAUGAGUAUUACCUUAGAUCUUUUAAAGCCGACUAAGAACAAUAACAGAAAUGUAUCAGUACCUCACAAUAAAAUUGCUGAACAGUUUAACAAUAAACAUGGUGCGAAAGAAACGAAUUUUGAUGAGCAGGAUGCUGUUUAUGCAAGAAUAUACAAAGGUAAUAACAAUUUUUGUUGGAGUCCCGACUAA